Molecule: messenger RNA, 976 nt
Organism: Cotesia glomerata
Lineage: Eukaryota; Metazoa; Arthropoda; Insecta; Hymenoptera; Braconidae
Product: protein transport protein sec31-like
Exons: 2
Molecular function (GO): DNA binding
Source: RefSeq, a predicted model, not a curated record
CUUCAGAUUUGGUUCCAAAACCGUCGAGCCAAGUGGAGGAAGCAAGCCCGGCUUCAGCUUCUUCAAGACGCUUGGAGAAUGCGUUGUCUAGGAUUAGGAAGUGCUGCACCACUUCUUCUUAGACCUCCACCGGCUCCAGGAGUCGAGCGUUCUGAUUCUUUAACUCUACCGCCUUCGGCUGAUCUUUCGCCGCCGCAAAUAACUUCCGGAUCUCCGGAUAAACUUCCCGAUAAUCCGAACCAUCCAGUCUGUCGAGACUACAGGAUCCUGCCGCACCAUGGGUACCCAGUGAACUGCGAUAAAUCACCGGAAAGAGUGAAAUGUGGCUGUGGCUCUCCACCAAGGAGUUCAGGAUCUCCAACAGACAUCGAAGUCGAUUUAGCACCUCAGGAUAGACCUCAAGAAUCAGAAAUGGAUCUUACUAUAAAAACACCGAUGCCCACGCACCAUCCACAAAUUCCUUCAAUGUUUCAUUAUCUUCCAAGUGAACCGCAACAUGAUCUCAGUCCUGCCACGAGGUCCAUAGACGAACCACUGGACGUUACCUUAAACGGCAAUCGCAAUAAUAAUUAAUAAAAUUUAUCGAUUCUUUAGUUUAAUAUAUAAUUACACAUAUAGUUUUUAACCAUUAUAAAAUUUAGCUGAUGUGUUUCUGUGAUUAUUAUUUUUUUUUUCUACUUCAUCUAAUUAAUUAUUAUUAUUGUUUAAAACAUUCGAGUUUUUUUUUCAUUUAUAUAUUUAUCUACGUAAGAUCAAAUGUCAUGAAGCUCUUGUAAAUAUUUGCAACUUGCAUAUCUAAUAUAUAUAUGAUAAUAUAUGUAUAUCUCUAUUAUUAAAACACAUAAUUGCAACGCCGGAACUGUACUAUCAUGUAGUUACGUCGUUAAUAGAAGUCAGGCAAAGGACAUACUGUUGUUAGGUAAAUACCAGACGAAGAUUCCAUUUAAUAGUUGAUAAAAAAAUCUAAAAAAGAAAA